Messenger RNA from Sphenostylis stenocarpa, 1578 nucleotides. The record is from the annotation of a GenBank genome assembly. Lineage: Eukaryota; Viridiplantae; Streptophyta; Magnoliopsida; Fabales; Fabaceae.
AUGGAAUGGAUUAUGGGAGUAUGGACUCUGAUGGGUAUCCUUAUAUCUUGGUGGUAUUGGUUUCUGUGUCUGAAAAAGGAGAACAGUAAUAGGGUGAAGCAGCAGAAGAAGAAGAAGAAGGGGAAAGUUCCUAAAGGGAACACAGGUUGGCCUUUACUUGGAGAGACCCUUGAGUUCAUUGCUUGUGGCUAUACCUCCAACCCUGUCAGCUUCAUGGAAAAGCGCAAGUCUCUCUUCUAUAGAGAGAAUAGCAUAUCCAAAGAAGGAAAAGCAGAAAAGCCUGCUUCUGCCAUAACUGGAGCUAUUCUAGAUUCACCUUUGGACUGUAGUGGGUAUGGUAAUGUAUUUAAGACAAGCAUUUUGGGAACUGGUGUGAUUGUGUCGACAGACCCAGAAGUGAACAAAGUGAUUCUGCAGAACCAGGGGAACAUAUUCGUCCCUGCAUAUCCAAAAUCGGUCAGAGAACUAAUGGGAGAACACUCUAUCCUCCAAAUGAACGGGAACAUGCAUAGGAAAAUCCACUCACUCCUUGGAGGGUUCCUACGAUCCCCUCAAUUCAAAGCUCGAAUCACUAGAGAUAUUGAACACUCUGUUAAACAGUGCUUUGCAACUUGGACCCACCAACCAAUUUACGUUCAAGAUCAAGUAAAAAAGAUCACAUUUACUAUUUUGGUUAAAGUUCUACUGAGCAUUGGUCCCGGUGAAGAUUUAGACUUCUUGAAGAGAGAAUUUGAAGAGUUCAUAAAAGGGUUGAUUUGCUUACCCCUCAAGUUUCCUGGAACAAGACUAUAUAAAUCCUUGAAGGCUAAGGAAAGAAUGAUGAAGAUAGUGCAGAGGGUAAUAGAGGAGAGGAACAAUAAUAUCCAUAACAAUAAGGAUUCAGAAGAGAAGGAAGGUGCAGCAAAUGAUGUGGUGGAUGUGCUCUUAAGGGAUAUUGGUGAUAGCAACACUGUCUCUGACAUGUUGGAAAACAUCUGUGAGAACAUAAUUGAGAUGAUGAUCCCUGGGGAGGAAACUCUUCCCACAGCUAUGACCAUGUCUGUCAAAUUUCUCAGUGACUAUCCCCUUGCUCUAUCCAAAUUACUGGAAGAGAACAUGGAAUUGAAGAGGAAGAAGAAUAGUUCGGAUGAUUAUGUAUGGAGUGACUACCUUCAGCUUCCAUUUACUCAAAAUGUUAUCAGCGAAACUCUUAGAAUGGCAAAUAUUGUCAAUGCCAUUUGGAGAAAAUCAGUGAAAGACGUAGAAAUUAAAGGGUAUUUAAUUCCUAAGGAUUGGUGUGUUGUGGCAUCUCUUACUUCUGUUCAUAUGGAUGGCAUGAAUUAUGAAAACCCUUUUAAGUUUGAUCCUUGGAGAUGGGAGAAAACUGGAGCUGGGGCUAAUAGGAAUUGCUUUACACCAUUUGGUGGUGGACAGAGACUGUGCCCUGGCAUAGAACUCUCAAGGCUAGAGCUCUCUAUUUUCCUUCACCAUCUUGUUACUACUUACAGAUGGGUUGCUGAGAAGGAUGAAAUCAUCUACUUUCCAACAGUUAAGAUGAAGAGGAAGCUCCCAAUUAGUGUAACAACCAUUAACACCUAA